GAGAUACACUGAGCAAGAAAGGAAGUCAGAGCUUAAAAAAAAAAAAAAAAAAAAAAAGAAUAAUGUAGUGAGACGUAUUUCUAAGUUAGUGGGAGCCUUUCUCCAUCGCGAAUUCUACUUGACUGAUGCUGAACCGUGACCACACCACGCACCGUUGCUAGUUAGCUCCUCGUGCUAGCAGUAUGAGAGACUUGCGUUUGGGAAACACUUAUUGCUCCAAGCUGCCGAGAACCUACUGGGUGAUUAUGAACGUGGACGGAGCCUGAGCACAGUGACGAGACACUACUGAAGGAGUGCAUUGCCAAACUAUAUCUAACAGCAUCCUGCAUCCCAGGAACGAAGUCGCAAGGAAAUGGGCCCCUAAAUAGACUGUUGAUGGCAGCGAAAAGGAAAUACAUGGACACAGAAUUACCCCCUCAGGAAUCUGAAGACCUCUUCCAGGAUUUAAGCCAACUCCAAGAGACGUGGCUCACAGAAGCUCAGGUUCCUGACAGUGAUGAACAGUUUGUUCCUGAUUUCCAUUCUGAGAACUCGGUGGCAUUUCACAGCCCUCCAGUCACCAUCAAGAAGGAACCGCAGAGCCCCGGCUCCGACCCCAGCCAGUCCUGUAGCCACAAGCAGAGCUUCAGCUACCCCAGUGGAGAGCAGUGCCUUUAUGCCAGUGCCUAUGAGCAGAAAAGGGCUGCGGGAGGAGCUAAGAGCUCCUGCCCAGGGACCCCGAUGUCCCCCAUGCAGCAGCAUUACUCCCCCAAACCUGCCACGGCCGGACGGCCCGAUGCUGGCUACAUGAACCCAGCUGCCACUUCCCAGCCACUUCCCAGCAACAGUUACCCCAUCAACACCAGUUCCAGGUUUCAGGGCCCUUCAGGUGACCCCAUGUGCCCUCAGUUCCCCCCACCGGGGCAGGCCUUUCAGCGCAUGCCAUCUGCCCCAGCUGGACAUGGCAGCGGCGGGGGUGGUGGUGGAGGGGGCGGAGGGCCAGCGGGCGGAGGAGGUGGUGGUGGUGGCGGCGGCGGCGGCGGCGGCGGGGGUGGGGGUUAUCAUCGGCAGCACUCUGACCCCUGCAUGCCCUACCUGCAGCAAAGCUUUAAGCAAGAAUACCUGGACCCGCUGUACGAGCGGGCAGCCCACAUGGCGGGACCAGGGCACGGGACCGGACAGGGACACGGGCACGGACACGGGCACGGCCACGGACCUCAUCCCCACCCCCACCCACAUCCACACCCACACCCACACCCACACUCACACCCACACCGGUUCCCACCGGCCCACAUGAUGGUCAAGCAGGAGCCCACAGACUACACCUAUGAACCUGAUGUGCCUGGAUGUCCCUCCAUGUACCACCACAGUGAGGGCUACCCAAACCCCCAGCACAGCAAUGAAGGCUAUCUGUUUGAAAAUGACUCCCGUGUGGUUCCGGAGAAGUUCGAAGGUGAGGUGAAGCAGGAAGGGGGCGGCGUUUUCCGCGAGGGCACGCCUUACCAGCGCCGCGGCUCUUUGCAGCUCUGGCAGUUCCUCGUGGCUCUUCUGGACGACCCGGGCAACGCCCACUUCAUCGCCUGGACCGGACGCGGCAUGGAGUUCAAACUCAUCGAACCCGAAGAAGUCGCCAGGCUGUGGGGCAUGCAGAAGAACCGUCCAGCCAUGAACUAUGACAAGCUCAGUCGCUCUCUGCGCUAUUACUACGAGAAGGGAAUCAUGCAAAAGGUGGCAGGCGAGCGCUACGUUUACAAGUUUGUGUGUGAGCCCGAGGCCCUCAUCUCUCUGGCCUUCCCUGACAAUCAGCGGCCCAGCCUGAAGGCCGAGUUCGAGCGCUACGUCAACGAGGAGGACACAGUGCCCCUGUCGCACCUGGACGAGGGAGUGCCCUACACCCCGGAACAAGCCCCUCAGAACAUGGGCCCUCAGCCCUACUCCAAAGGCUACAUGUACUAAAAGCCAGCCCCCCCCCCCCCCCCCCCCCCCCCCUCCCCUCCCGUCCCUUCCCGUCCCCUUUCUACCCCACCUUCAGAAAUGCCCAUCAGCAUACACACCCCGAAACCCUGCGCACCUCUUGCACAUGCCCACCCCAUCCACUUGUAUAUAAGGCUAUGGUGUUUUUCGUUUUAAAUUAAUCUCAUUAGGGAUUCAUUUUUUUGUUUGUUUUUGUUUUUAAGAGCUGCAUUCCUCACACAUCUGAGGCCUAUUCAAUCCAUAAACAUGACUGUGGUUGAAGAGAUUGCUUAAUAAAUACCCAUAAUAAUACUCAAA
This is a messenger RNA of Mugil cephalus (flathead mullet), 2250 nucleotides long. It is a transcript of the gene etv4, whose product is annotated as ETS variant transcription factor 4. Gene Ontology annotation, biological process: regulation of transcription by RNA polymerase II; cell differentiation. NCBI's taxonomy places the organism in Eukaryota, Metazoa, Chordata, Actinopteri, Mugiliformes, Mugilidae. The coding region runs from base 376 to 1935 and encodes 519 amino acids. Gene Ontology annotation, cellular component: nucleus. The record is from RefSeq and is a predicted model, not a curated record. The transcript has 12 exons. Gene Ontology annotation, molecular function: DNA-binding transcription factor activity, RNA polymerase II-specific; sequence-specific DNA binding.